UGAAUCUGAACUGGGUUGGGAAAACUCUCAAGCGUCCUGCAUCAGUGGAGAUGGGCUGAGAAAGAAGUGACGGAACCGACGACUUCACGGACGCUGACUGUCGAAGGGAAGACUAAGUAAUUCUUCCCGAUCCCAUUCGCCCUUGCUCCUCUACACUCCAGGCCCAAGCAGGCCAGGGAAUGUCCCGGCAGCGAGAUGCCUUACGUGGACCGACAGAACCGCAUCUGUGGCUUCCUGGACAUCGAGGAGAAUGAGAGCAGUGGGAAGUUCCUGCGCCGUUACUUCAUACUGGACACACAGCAGGGAAGCCUGGUGUGGUUUAUGGACAACCCACAGAACUUGCCUGUGGGUACGGAUUGCGUUGGUUCACUCAAGCUCACCUACAUUUCAAAGGUCAGCGAUGCCACUAAGCUGAGGCCCAAGGCAGAAUUCUGUUUUGUCAUCAAUGCGGGGAUGAGGAAGUUCUUCCUGCAGGCUAAUGAUCAGCAGGACCUCGUGGACUGGGUCAACGCUCUCAAUAAAGCCACCAAAAUCACUGUGCCAAAGACGUGUGAUGGCCAGCAGAAUCCAGAGAACCAAAAGGCUUUGCCAGAUGUUGUUGGAACCAAGAAACAAGUCUCGUAUAGGACAGAGAUCAUCGGAGGAGUUCCCAUCGUCACCCAGACACAGCAUGAAGGUGGAGAUGGUGCAGACAGAGCAGAGCGGGACGCCAUGCAUCGCUCUCACAGCCAGCUGCCAUACUUCCUGAGCAGGCCGGCUCAGGAACACACUGUCAUCAAGUCAGGCUACUGUGUCAAACAAGGAGCUGUGAUGAGGAACUGGAAACGUCGAUAUUUCCUGCUGGAAGAAAACUCAAUGAGUUAUUUCAAGUCUGAUUUGGAGAAAGAGCCUCUGAGAAUGAUCCCACUGAAGGAAGUUCACAAAGUCCAGGAGUGUAAACAGAGCGACAUUAUGAUGAGAGAUAAUCUGUUUGAGGUUGUCACAACAUCAAGGACGUUUUACAUACAGGCCGACAGUCCAGAGGAGAUGCACAGCUGGAUCAAGGCUGUUUCAGGAGCCAUUGUGGCCCAGCGGGGGCCUGGAAGGUCUGCUGCCACAAUGCGGCAGGCCAGACGGCUGUCGAACCCCUGUAUACAGAGGUAUACGUCCCGAAUCGGGGAGUGCAGCAGCACUCUGCUGCAGCUGUGUACCUGUCUUAGAUGUGUGACAUCCUGCCUGUCUCUCCUCCUCCCUCCUGUUCGCUGCCUGAACCCAGCAGCCGUUCCACUUUCUACCGCAGCCCCACGGGCCCCCCCGUCCCUCGCUCGCCCAUAUCUUCCAUGUCACCAUGCUACCCAGAGUGGGGUGCUGCUGUCUCGUGCGGCACACGCUCGCAGCCUGGCGUGGGACAGCGAGCACUUCAUGAGCCUGCUGCCACGGCCCAGUCACAGCCACACGCCAGCGCGCCUGUCCCUGCAGGAGACGCGUCUGGCAAAGUGACCUGCGAGCCAUCUGUGACCACCAUCGCCAACAUGGAGGAGUCACCGUGGCGACGGCGGAGCAGCUUUGAACCCCACGUGCCUGAAUCGCCUGUGGACUUGGAUGAUGCUGACCUGCCAGUGAGUGAGGUCUGAGACCCUGCAUUGGACAUCAAAGCUGUUGUCAGUUAUCAUGGAUACAGAGGAAACCACACACCACAGUUGUUUUAAAAAAAAAAAAAGAAGGGGGGCAGGCACUGGUUUCUAAUCAAAGCUGUUAACACACUAAAGCGCCCAACAUCACAAACUCAUCUUUUGAGCUCCUUCGUCGGUGCCGUCAGUGUGAAAGAGAAACAAGUUGGAUCGCCACUGAACUGCACUUGUGUGCCAAAGACGACUCCCUCUUCACCCACACCACUGCCUGCUGUCGCAUUCACACCUGCAUCUUUAUUUACUUGACGUUUGUCAAACAAAAACUACCAAUCGGAUUUACUUGUGCUGUUUAGAUUCCAGCAGCAGUUUUAUUCUAACCUGUGCAGUGAUGUGUUCAGUGGUGUUUGUGGGCAGAGGAUUUUUGUAAACCACUUUGUUCCAAGAAAAUAAGGGAGCUUUUAAAUGGUGCGAGGUGUCUCCUCAUAUCUGAGAAGUUUUUAAAGUGAGGACUAGCUUAUUCAUAACCUCUCUAUCAUCUGGUAUAAAUGGCGUGGUCCAUUCAUGCUCAUGUUUUUUUAACACUGGAUUUAGCAGUAGGUGCAAAAAAAAAAAAAAAUUGGAAAUAAUCUAGUGUCUAAAAUAGUGCAAGACCAAAUGUAUUUCAGUCUGAUUUAGUCUGAUUUAGUUCUUUUAGUUGCCAAGUCUUUGUGUUAAAGCUUUUGUUUUUAUAUCCGAGUAUUGAGGUCAGUUGUUUCUAACAGUGUUUUCAGUGAGUUUAUUAUUUGACUGUUGUUGACUACAUGCUCACUUAGCUUGCAUGUAAAUGUACACAUAACACAUGUCACUUCAGAACCUGACUCGGCAUCUUUGCGUUUCAGCAUAACAAACAUUGUGGACUCAUGUUUCUGACACUGGAUAAUUUGGGACAGGAGCGACACAAGUAAACAAAAACAUAGGUUUGAAUGCUUUUUUUUUUUUUGGUAAUUCAUUGUCAUAAAAACUUCAGCUUAGUGCUGGGUCAGGUAUAGAUGAUCCUUGUGUCAUAGACUGGGUUGUAACUGGUUUCUGUGAAUGAAUUAAACCUGCAGUCCAUUGUCAAAAGAGGAAAAGACCAAAUAUAUGCAAUGCAAGCAUUUUGGAUCACAGUUUAACAACAACAACAGAAUGAGAUUCAAGCUUAGACACUUCCAUUGCAUGUUAAUGAUUCUUCACAUUGUCCUCUUCUUUUCCUAGUUUUUGUUUAUCUGCAGCUGCUCUUGGUGAUUUUGCAGAAUAGAGCCAUGUGCAUCAGAAUUAUUUUUAUAUGCUUUUAGAUGUUUCCUUACCUUAAUGCUCACACCUGUGUUACCUUCCCAGUGGCAGGCAGAUUUUAUUUUAAAAGUCCCCACGUCAGUCCUCCAAAAUAAUACACACUAAACUUUUGUUAAAAAGUGCCUGCUCCAUUUCAUCCCAGCAAAGCCAAACUACUUCACCAAUGUUCAUGUAUUAAUUGGUUUGAUUUGUUUCUAUUUAUUAUGUGGAUGACUUGAAAGAAAUAAACACUGAAAAUGU
Molecule: messenger RNA, 3161 nt
Organism: Solea senegalensis (Senegalese sole)
Lineage: Eukaryota; Metazoa; Chordata; Actinopteri; Pleuronectiformes; Soleidae
Product: pleckstrin homology domain-containing family A member 1-like
Exons: 14
Coding region: 196-1479 (427 amino acids)
Cellular component (GO): membrane; cytoplasm
Molecular function (GO): PDZ domain binding
Source: RefSeq, a predicted model, not a curated record